Molecule: messenger RNA, 651 nt
Organism: Paramuricea clavata
Lineage: Eukaryota; Metazoa; Cnidaria; Anthozoa; Malacalcyonacea; Plexauridae
Source: the annotation of a GenBank genome assembly
AUGGCAGUAAGCGAAAGCACGAAAAAUCAUCAAGGCGGGCUUGGAGAUAAAGCUAUUGACGAAGGAGACCCGAAAAUGUUCAGCAAUGGGAAAUCAACAUGUCCCGUGAGAUAUUUUAAAAAGCUUCUCGCUGUCUUGAAUCCAAAACAAAAUGCUUUAUUCCAAAAGCCGAAAAGAAAUUUCAUGUCUGGUGAUCAAAUAUGGUUCGAAAACUGUCCAAUUGGUGUGAACAAAAUAGGAUCAAUGAUGAAAGAAAUUUCAAAAGAUGCGAAUUUAAGCCAUGUUUACAGCAACCAUUGCGUGAGGUCAACAACCGUCACAGUUUUGGAUGCCGCUGGGAUUCCCAUCCACAGAAUCAUGCAAACGUCAGGCCACAGGAAUGAAUCAAGUGUCAAGUUCUACUGUGAUCGGCAAACUUUGGAUAAGGAAAAGGAAUCGUCAAAUAUCCUCGCGAGAUUUGGGAACGAAUUGUCAGCACAAGCACGGCAGGAGCUCGAACAAGAAGGCAACACACAGUCACAGCAAGCCCAAAGUCAAGUGCAAAACGACAUUGUGGCCAAUGUUAACCAUUCUCCUACUUUAAAUUUGCUACGAAGUGCUGAAUUUAAUAACUGCAAUAUUACAUUGAAUAUCGUUAAAAACAGUAAGUGA